Molecule: messenger RNA, 783 nt
Organism: Eruca vesicaria subsp. sativa (arugula)
Lineage: Eukaryota; Viridiplantae; Streptophyta; Magnoliopsida; Brassicales; Brassicaceae
Source: the annotation of a GenBank genome assembly
AUGAUGAUGAACACACUUCAAGCUUUUAGGACAGCUUUAACACCAAACUUCCAUGUUCUGUCCAACGCCUCAAAACAUUCCAUUUCCAGAACUCAAUUCAUCUGUCUCUCGAAAUCCACCGGAGAUGGAACUUCAGAUUCUGACCAAGCCCCUCCAAAACCAGAAGGAGAUACUAGGAGACAAGAACUCUUAGCCAGGAUCGCCAUGCUUCAGACAUCGAAAGUCCGUUUAACUGAUUUCUUGGACGAACGUUCAGAUUACCUCACCAAGUUUGCUGAAGAAGCCAACGCUGAGUUUGACAAGGUUGGUGAAGACGCCAUGAAAGACCUCGACGAAGCUAGCUCAAGAAUAUUAGAGAACAUAGAGAGCAAGAUGCAAGCAUUUGAGGAAUCUGCUGGAUUAAACAGGUUGGAGAUAGAGGAGAAUGAUAAUAAGUUGGCUGAGUUUGAGGAGGAGAUAGUGGAAGGCAGGAACGAAGGAUUGUUCUUCAAGAGCUUACGUGAUAAAAAGCCUGUGGAUAUAGAGAAAGCUAAAGAAGAAACAAAGCGAAUACAAGAAGUUACUAAAGUAAGUGCAGGAUCAAAGUCAAGAAGGAACAUUUACCUCGGUUUAAUUGGGAUUUUGGUUGUCGCAAUUGCUGAUUCGUUUGUUUCUUCACCUGAUUGGAGAAAAGUUGCGGUUCUUGGAGCUAUUCUUGUUGCACUGCUUACUCAGUUCGUGUAUGAGCAGACAUUGUUAUCAGAAGAAGGAGAAGAUAAUGGUAAGGGAAACAAGAAGGAAUGA